Molecule: messenger RNA, 1473 nt
Organism: Pestalotiopsis fici W106-1
Lineage: Eukaryota; Fungi; Ascomycota; Sordariomycetes; Amphisphaeriales; Sporocadaceae
Exons: 4
Coding region: 1-1473 (490 amino acids)
Molecular function (GO): monooxygenase activity; heme binding; oxidoreductase activity, acting on paired donors, with incorporation or reduction of molecular oxygen
Source: RefSeq, a predicted model, not a curated record
AUGACGCCUUCUAAUACGGGAUGGCCAGCCAUCGCGGCAGCCGGCCUGGUGGUGUUAUUCACAAUUGUCGCAUACAGACGUUAUCUAUCGCCACUCAGCAGUGUCCCGGGACCUUUUUGGGCUUCUUUCUCGCGUCUCUGGCACGUGUAUAUCACCAUCGAGGGAAAUCAGAACGAACAGCUUGUUGAAGCACAUGAAAAAUAUGGCCCUUUUGUGCGCCUGGCCAACAAUGAAGUCAGCGUCAGCCAUCCGGAUGCAAUCAAAAAGGUGCUUCUGGCGACGUUGGAAAAGGGAACCAUGUAUAAAAUGAGUACCUUUCCGGACUGGCGAUAUGAGAACCCAAUGUCCAUCACGGAUCCAAAGCGCAAGGUUGAGCUGUCCAAGCAGUUUGCCUCUGGCUAUACGCUUUCAAAUGCACUCAAGGCGGAAGAGUCAAUCGACAGGAGGGUUUCGCUCUUCCUUGACCGACUGAAUGAAUAUGCUACUUCGGGCGCUCCUAUGGAUUUGGCUAGCCAUAUCACUUACCUUACCCUCGAUCUUCUCGGAGAGGUACUGUUCAGCAAGCCAUUUGGCUACACCGAGGCAGGGUCCGACAUCAAAGGAAGCAUUGCCACCAACGAGAAAUUGAUUGGUGUCCAUGCCGUCGUGUCGCAUUUCCGCUGGAUUCAGCUCUUAGCACUCAAUCCGGUCACGACCAAGUUGAUGCCUUGGGGUCAUUUAUUCAACACGGCUUAUGACGCUUUGCAAGAGCGCCGCGCCAACCCCGACGCCCGCUUCGAUGUUAUUGCCCAUUGGCUCAAGACGGCCGCUGCACACCCGGAUCGUUUGAACGAUCGUGAUUUACUCGGCAACACCACGGCUAAUGUCGGCGCCGGCUCCGACACCAUGUCGUGUGCGCUGCAAAGCUUCAUCUACCACAUGGCCCGGCAGCCAGACGCUUGGUCGCGCGUCAGGGAUGAGAUUCGCAAGGCACAGGAGACUGAGGGCGCUUGUCGUUCCAGUAUCAUUGCGUACACAGAUGCAUCGAAACUUACAUACUUCCAGGCUUGUCUCAAGGAGUCAAUGCGCAUUCAUAACCCGGUGCCCAUGGGCUUGCCACGUAUAGCGCCUCCUGGUGGCUUGACCAUUGGAGAUCGAACUAUUCCCGCCGGUACAACGGUGUCCGUCAAUCCCUGGGUCAUUCACCACUCCAAGGAAAUAUGGGGGCCCGACGCACUCGAGUUUAAUCCUGACCGCUGGCUCGGUCCAGAUGCCGCUCAGCUUGAUAAAUAUUGGUGCCCGUUUGGUGCCGGCUACAUGUCAUGCCCCGGUCAGCAUUUUGCCAAGAUUGAACUAUCAAAGAUCCUGAGCACGGUCGUCAGGGAUUAUGACAUUUCUCUGGUCAACCCGCAGAAAAAGUGGAAGUGGAAAGCUUACUUCAUCUCGGUUCCUUACGAUUGGCCAGUAUAUGUAUCAAAGGUCGCGUCGUCCUAA